CGACUUGCUUGUUCACUGCCUCUUCGCCACUCUCUAGUUCUAGAGAAUUGUCCUGCUGCUCGUCAAAGUAGCCGCGAUCCAGAUCAACGUUGGAGAUGAGAGGAGCUCCAUACGUGAAGCUACCUAUAAGUUUGACCUCAAAAUAUCGCACCGCUUCGUCAGAAAAUCUCUGGCCCAACUCAAACACGAGCUCAAGCCUUAUUUUUUUUCACGCACAUACACGCAAAAAAUGGGUGUCUUUCAGAAUAAGAAGUUCCGGUCUGCCGCGGACGCCAAUACGAUGGCAGCCCGCUAUCGAUCAGGCCUUGCACGACAUCCCUUCCUGCUCUUCGGCCUCCCCUUCAUCGCAACAAUGGUCGCAGGCUCUUUCUUCCUCACUCCAGCCACGGCAAUCCGAUACGAGAAACACGACCGCAGAGUCAGGAGACUGAGCAAGGAGGAAGAGCUGGGCAUUGGAAAAGGAGGGCGAAAAGUGGACAUGAAGGAGGAAUACUAUAGACUAGCAGCCAAAGACUUGGACGAUUGGGAGCAGAAGCGUGUAAAACGAUUACCAGGAGAGCAUGAUGGGAAAUUUUAA
Molecule: messenger RNA, 577 nt
Organism: Cadophora gregata
Lineage: Eukaryota; Fungi; Ascomycota; Leotiomycetes; Helotiales; Ploettnerulaceae
Gene: COX16
Product: Cytochrome oxidase assembly
Exons: 2
Coding region: 230-577 (115 amino acids)
Biological process (GO): mitochondrial respiratory chain complex IV assembly
Cellular component (GO): mitochondrial inner membrane
Source: RefSeq, a predicted model, not a curated record